Molecule: messenger RNA, 1571 nt
Organism: Budorcas taxicolor (takin)
Lineage: Eukaryota; Metazoa; Chordata; Mammalia; Artiodactyla; Bovidae
Gene: HSDL1
Product: hydroxysteroid dehydrogenase like 1
Exons: 5
Coding region: 90-1082 (330 amino acids)
Source: RefSeq, a predicted model, not a curated record
GGGAGCUGCUGCGGCGGCGGUGACGGGGGCGGCGGCCGUGCGUCUUUGGCGGGACCAGCUUCGAGGCCGCGUCGUCUCUGCAGGCCGCCAUGGCUGCCGUCGACAGCUUCUACCUCUUGUACAGGGAAAUCGCCAGGUCCUGCAACUGCUACAUGGAAGCCCUCGCCUUGGUUGGAGCCUGGUACACGGCCAGAAAAAGCAUCACCGUCGUCUGUGACUUCUACAGCCUCAUCAGGCUGCAUUUCAUCCCGCGCCUGGUGAGCAGAGCGGACUUGAUCAAGCAGUAUGGAAGAUGGGCGGUCGUGAGUGGUGCCACGGACGGGAUUGGAAGGGCCUAUGCAGAGGAGCUGGCCAGCCGUGGGCUCAACGUCGUCCUGAUCAGCCGGAACCAAGAGAAGCUGCAGAUGGUCGCCAAAGACAUAGCUGACACCUACAAAGUGGAGACUGACAUCAUAGUCGCGGACUUCAGCAGUGGCCGCGAGAUUUACGACAUGAUCCGGGAAGCCUUGCAGGACAGAGACAUUGGCAUCCUGGUGAAUAACGUGGGUGUGUUCUACCCCUAUCCGCAGUACUUCACGCAGGUCUCUGAGGACACGCUCUGGGACAUCGUCAACGUGAACAUCGCCGCGGCCAGCCUCAUGGUCCACAUCGUGUUGCCAGGGAUGGUGGAGAGGAAGAAGGGCGCCAUUGUCACCAUCUCCUCCGGCUCCUGCUGCAAACCCACCCCCCAGCUGGCGGCGUUCUCAGCGUCUAAGGCUUAUUUAGACCACUUCAGCAGAGCACUGCAGUAUGAAUAUGCUUCCAAAGGAAUCUUUGUACAGAGUUUAAUCCCAUUCUACGUGGCUACCAACGUGGCCACCCCAGGCAGCUUUCUGCACAAGUGCCCGUGGUUGGUGCCUUCCCCAAAAGUGUAUGCACAUCAUGCUGUUUCUACCCUCGGCAUUUCCAAAAGGACCACAGGAUACUGGUCCCAUUCCAUCCAGUUUCUUUUCGCACAGUAUAUGCCUGAAUGGCUCUGGGUGUGGGGAGCAAAUAUUCUCAACCGUUCUUUGCGUAAGGAGGCCUUAUCCUGCAAAGCUUGAAGCCGGAUGAUGGUUGGGAAGUUUGACCAACUCGUGGGAGCCUGCAGUAUUCUACAUUUGGAGGGAUACAUGGAAUUUAUCUUCUGCAUUUUUUUUUCACGACUGACUAUUUAGCAUACUCUUGACUCAUCCUUUGCAAAACAAACAUAAACCUUUUAAGAGUGCUGUGGGAAAGCCUUCAGGGCCGCACGGAGGGCACAGAGUGAAUACCGACUGUGGCACGAGAACUGACGGAGGAAACCUAAAAUGUGAUGUGUGCUUUUGUUUUUUAAACUUUUCAGAAGUUGUGUGAUUUAUGUUGUUCUAGGAGCUCCAGUAAUACGAUACUGAAAUAUGAUAUAACUUGCCAGCUCUUACAGUCUCACAUGUUUCUUAAGGGAAAUUAUCAAUGUCAGUAGGUGAAUUAUAGCAUUGGUUUUCAAAUGUCCAUCAGGAAAGACUAUUGAAAAGUGUUAUUUUCUAGGUAAGAUUGCUGGUAUGAUUAGUGGA